AGAUAUUACUUUGAUGGACCUUAGAAAAUAACUUUAUGUAAUAAGAUAUAAAACAUUCAAUAGAAAUAUCAUCCUGACUGUGAUGCAAGGGGCAUAGUGUCAUAUAAAUUGCAGCGUGGAGCAGUUCUGUGAUAGCUCUGGGAAGAUGGUCCGCGUGGUGAGCGUGCACCACUUCACCAAGCAGGACGUUGCUGUGCUGGCUGACAGAGGCGACUGUCAUGGCUGCUGUGCGGGCCCUGGGGAGCUGCUGCUGGUGGCGGGAGAGCACAGGGUGAACAUAAGGGACUUGCAGGAGGGAGGCAGGUCUCUGGGGGGGUUCCCUACUGUUGACAUGGUGCAGCAGAUUGUCUACUGUCCGCUCGGAGACUUCGUGGUCACCCUUGAGAACGCGCCUUGUGGACCCGAUGAACCUGCUGUGACGUAUGUCCGUGUGUACGUCAACUGGGGGGGACACGCCCCCCUCCGGCCCUCAGUUACCCUCAUACACGACAUAAUCGAGGGGAAAAUCGGCAAGAAACCCCCUCAUGAUGACCCCAUUGAAAGAGGAACACCCAUAAUUAGAGCACGCAUCGCAGGCCGGGUGACCCCAGCGGGCAGCGCUGCUUCCAAGGAUACCCUCGAAAUGAUAGAAAUUCCCCUCACAAAACCUGCAAGUUUCGUGAAUGUGUGUGAAGUGACGGGCAAUAUCAUUGUUUCUUGUGAUAAAUCAUUAUCUAUAUUCAAGUUUGAGCGCAAAACAUUAGGUAUUUCUCGCGUGGAAUAUAUCGACUUUGAAGAAGUCAUGGAGAUUGAUGUCGGGUCCAGGGUACGAGAAGCCUGCCUUCUGGAAGACUUGGUAGGGUUUGUCUCUGAAAAAGAAGCUCAUGUCUUCCAAAUUGUCACCAACCAAGUCCCAAACGGGAAAAUUAUGUCCCCUGGUCCCAGUUCAGUGACCAACUUCUCGAUUCUUGCUCAAAAAUCACAUUGGGAUGAGAUUGUGAGCAAAGAAUUUAGUGAGCCGCAACGCGGGGUUUACCAGUCCCGGUCCCAGACUCGGUAUCAGUCCCGGUCUCAGAGUCGGUCCCCAUCUGUGCCGAGGUCCCCAAGGAGAUCCCCCAAGAGGUCCCCAACUCCCACUUCCCGUCUCAGGGGCAAGGCUAAGGAAGCAAGUCGUGAGCGCCAGGGGCCAGGCCGGCGUGGGACGCACGCGGUGUACAGAGCCGCUGGUCGCGUCGACCUCAGCAGAGCUGACCUCUCCUCCAUGGUUCCUUAUGGCGCCCCUAGGAUACGAGGUGGACUGUGCCAGUCCCUGGGCGGCAGCAACAGACUCCUGCUGCUGCCCUCAGUCCUGCAGUCCUUCCAGCCCCCUCCUCCCCCAGACCACGUCCCCCCCACCCCAGACCCCAGCGUCGGGGAGUUUCUGGGGCCUUCAGAAAGUAGUCCGGGCUCCCCGGUCCGCAUCCGCGUUGUGAGCAGCUCCGGGCAGCGCCUCAUAGCGGGCCUGUGUUACGCCGUGUCCCUGGUCUACAGGGGGCUACCUGCCCCCCUGGGGGGGAGUAAAUCCCUUCCUCAGCACAUAGGGGGGAGGAAUAGGUCCCCACGGGACCUUCCCCACCACUCCGGGCCUCGGUCCCUGGCCCGCUCUGAUGGUCCCGCUCCUUUCUCGAAUAUUAAGCUGGUCCCGCUACGUCCCGGCAGUGCCGCAGGCGUGAGCUUCAGUCGCGCGUCUCACCCGCUGCUGCCGUCGCCAGGCCACAGCGGCGCCCGUCCUCGGAGCGGGGGGGCUGUUGCUGGGGGGCUGUUCGCAGUGUUUUUCUCCGCCCCCCAGAGGGGGUACCUCUACCACCUCACCCUCACCCCCGACCCCUACGGUUCAGACGUGCGGCGAGGCUGCGUCUUCAGCUACACGUCCCCCGCCUCCGCCGUGGUGCUAGAGCAGUCUUUGCUGCACGCGCUCACGCUGACGGGGCUGGAGACGUACACGCUGCCUCCCCACCCCGGGGUGCUGGGGGAGGUCCUCCCCAGGGGCGUCACCAUCAACGUGCCGGGGGAGUGGAGCGUCAGGGGGGGAACGGGGGAGUCCUGCCCCCUACCAGCCCCCAGUAAUGGGGGUGACGGUCAUGGUGGGGGGCUGGGGGGAUGUUUGGUGGGGCUGCGCCCCUUCCUCAACGUGCACUCUCUCGCCCUCACCCCCUCCUGCCUCGCCCUCAUCGCCUCCCCAGGGGAUGCGCCACGGGGGUGCCGCUCCCUCGGUCCCUCCGAAGACACCCUGUACUCCCUACGCCUCCCCUCCCCCCGCUCCCUCUACCGAGAGAUGGUGAGGGUAGGUCACACUCACUACCUCUCCUCCCCCUCCACCUACCUCCACCUCCUGCUGGAGGGCAUCAUGGUGCUGGUCAUGCACCAGUACAGUGCCACCAUGCAGUGCCACCACACGCCUGAUGGCAGUGAGUCAUCGCGCAGUGAUGGCAGUGCCACGUCCGGCCACAGCAGUGACAGCUCAGGUGCCACCACUGGUCCUGACACCGCGGGUGGAGGUAUAGAGGAAUGCAUGAAGAUCAAAAUGGCUGGCAAGAAACUCGAAGAAAUGGAAAGCGACGUGAAAGUUUUGCACUCUCCUCGAAACUUGACCAAAACCACUCCUAAAAAAACCGAACACUCCACCACUCCUUCCCCCCGUGAACCCCCUGCGUCUGGGUGGGCCCGGUCCCCCCCGCGACGCAAGCCCCGCACCCCCAUCAGGGGGCGGCGCCCCGCCUCCUCUGAUCAAAAGCGCGCUGAAGACGGCGAUGUUGACCCGUGGACUUUACUGAAGGAAGCCAUGCUGCUUCUCGCCGACCACCACGCGGUGCACGGCAAGGAGCAGGAGUGGCUGUGGGCCUGCGUGCAGGUUUACUUGGGCUUCGGUGUGUCCCCCAGCGCCGUCAUAUCCCGCCUUACUGCUAUCAAUGUCGCCAGAACUGGCAAUUCCAGUGCAAAAACUGGCAAUUUCAGUGAAAAAACUGGCGAUUCCAGUGCAAAAACUGGCGAUUCCAGUGGAAAAAAUACUGCUACUUCCAAUAAAAGUGUUACUUCUUCCACUGUAAGUUUGAAUACUUCGUCUGAAAGUACGACUGUUUCCGCAAAAAGUUGCUCUGAGCGAGUCAUCACCACUAGUGCCCCUGCUACACUAGUCUCGAAUACUAGUGUUAAAACCGCUACUAGUUCCAUUAAAGCUAUAUCAGGUGCUACCAGAAGAGGUAGUACGGUUAAUCGCUCCAACCAAUCCAAAAAGCCGCUACCACCCAGCAACCAGGGUAAGGGAUCUACCGGGAAUUCGGUUAGGGGAGCAUUACCUAGUGCUUUGCCCAGUGCCUCAGCAGGUGCCUCAUCUAGUGCCUCACCUAGUGCCACGCGACGGUCUUCCCCUGGCACCAUGAAAACUAGUGCUGGUAGUGACAGUAAACCUUCAACUAGCGUUGCCAGGAACAGUUCACCUUCCGGGAAAUGCACUCCUGGUACUGACAGAGAUACUGUGGCUCUGUCAUCAGUGUCAGAGAACAAUAAAACUGGUGACCCACUUUCAGGGACCAUCACGUUGGUUAAGGACCCACCUACAGAGGCCAUCGCGUUCACAAUAUGCAACAUGUUGACCCACUUUGAUGCUCCAGUCUUGUCUUGCUCCGAAGCGACCUCCGUGCUGGAGUCCAUGGAGCAGCUUGCUCCAGACUGCGUCUCCAGACUCCUCUUGAUAUCUCCAGCAAUUAAGGAAUUUAAAAAAGAUAAAAUAUAUUCUCUUCUCAAGAGGAAACUGGCCAAGUUUUCGCCCCCGCGAGCCACGGAUGUCCUGGCGGUUGCCACAGUCGUCGUCGAGUGCGGGACUCCCGAACAGGUUUCGUCAGUGCUAAGUCUUCUACGGCCGCACGAACUGCUGCAUGUCCUGCAGCAGCAUCCUGCACUGCUGCUGCAGCCUGUUGCUGCUGCAGAGGACGGCGAGAGCCCGCGCUGCAGCUCUGCAGCAGCUGCACGAUAUGCUUCCUCAGCUCCCCCCACCCCCCGGGGGGCGGGUGCCCCCUAUUCCCUCACCCCCCUCGCCUUGGUUCUCCUGGACCACAAGUGGGACGUUUUCUGUGCCCUCUUCAUCGGCCUCAUCGGCGACGGCUGCGACCACAACCUGACACACAAUCCUGACAAAAAGCAGAGCCGUGACCAGCACAAGCACGCCACGUCACGCGUGACGUUGGACGUGUUCGUAACAUGUCUGAUGGAGGCUCGUCCCAUCGUCACGUGCGGCCCAGAGUGUAACGUCAACUCCCUCAGGCUCAGGGACUUUCUCGAGGCCUACUUCAUGGAACACGUCGAUGUCAUCGUCAAGGCUGCAGCACAAGGCCCCCAGGACGACACGCGCCCCUACAGCCGCGCCGUGAGCGUCCUAGUGAGCCUCUACCUCGCCAGCCUCCUGGGCGCCUUCACCCCGCAGAGCCGCGACGCUGCGGUGCGGGAGCAGCAGCGUCAGUGCGUCAAGGAGCUGUACGGGCGCCGCCCUUUGUACCUCAACCUCCUGGACCCACCUGCUGCUGGGGGACAAGGGGCACCCUUCCCCCAUCAGGGGGGAUGUGAGGGUGUGGGGGUGCAGCCCCCAGACGGAGGGAGUGACGACGGGGGGCGGCAGGGGGGCGGUAACCCCCGAACAGACCUCCUCAUCCUGCAGUCACUGCUGUGUUCGCCGUUGCCUUCGUCUUGUGAUCGUCGCCACGUCGCCAAGUUCGUUGCCAGCAACGCUGGUAUUGCUGGCAGCAGCAGCAUCCUGGCAGCAUGUCUGACAGCACCGUGCAGCACGUGCAGCAUCAACGUGCAGCAGCUGCAGCUCCUGCUGGACCAGCAUCCUCAUGCUGUCGUCGUGUAUGCCAAGGAGACGUGCGAGAACGUCGCUCAGUGGACGUCUUUAGUGACGCACGUCGUGCGUCUAGACGCGCAUACGGGGCGCUACGCCCCCCUCCUCCGAGAUAUUCUGACAUGUCUCAGCGAGACGAUGAGCUACCGCGACUUCAUUUCUAUUUUGCCCAUGGAUUUCAUUGACCAAACUUUGAUUCCAAAUUCUACUACAACUUCUACUUCGACUUCUACUACAACUUCUACUGCAACUUCUAAUGCAACUUCUACUGCAACUUCUAAUGCAACUUCUACCGCAACUUCUACUUCGACUUCUACUACAACGUCAUCUACAACUUCAACUACAACUCCAAUUUCAGAUAAAAGUUACGCGUGGAGGCUACAGAACGUGUUUUCCGCCGCCGAUCGAUCGAAAUUGGGGGAAAAUUCAUGUGUCGAGCGCACCCAAUUUGAUGAUAAUAAACACGACGGAUCUAAAUUGGGUGAAAAUACAGAUGUAAUAGGCAGCCAAUUCGACGGUAAAAGUUGUAAUAAAAUAGGAAAUUGUUAUUUUGAUUAUUCGUUGUGCGGCGAUCUGGCAAGAAGAUGCCUGGCUAGAGCCUUCACUGAGCAUGUCAACAGCUCGUUGAUAAUCUAUGCUGCGGCCGUGCUGUCUAAAAUGUAAUUAAACAAUUUAAACUGCUUAAUUAGGCCACAUUCAAUUAUUAAAGUAUUUCUGAUUAUCAUCGUUCCCGUUAAAUUCAGUCAGACUUAAUAAGACGCGUACGUUAAAUAAUAUAUAAUCCUUGACUUUGAUUAUUAUUUUAAAAAACACAAUACGGUGAAGUGGUUAUCGUUUGACCUCAAUAACAUGAUACGAUAAUAUGGUAGCUAUUUGACAAAUACGGUAAUUUGUUCACCAUUUGACCUCGCUUAAAGGUUAUUAUUUCGUUGCCACCUCACGAUUCCUUGUAGAAAAUUUGACUCACUGAUCGGUAUUUUCGUAUGCGAAUUUCAUUUCUACUUCAAUUCAUUUGAAUGUAUAUUUUUCAUCGAUGAUUAUAUAUAUUUAAGUUUUUGAAUUUUGGGGAUUAUUAGCCAGCGAUCUGCCAUUUUAGAAAGACGUUUCUCUCGGCCCUAUUUCAACGAGAGAACAUUAUAGUGUAAUAGAGUUGAACUUAUUCUAUAUUAUAAACUUAAUACCUUCGUUGAUUGUGUUCUUAACUCUAGUCGAUGCUUUAUCAAUAUUGUCAUUAAAAUGUUAUGAGUGCCGUAUAGCUCUUUCUCAAGUUAUUUUUUAAUCUCUCUUUGAUGUAUUCAUCAAUUUAAUAUAAUAUAUCUAAUUUCAUGACACUUGAGAGUCGCCACUUGGCGACUCUACUGCACUUGAGUCGCCGCUCUUAAUAACUGUUUUAAUUGCGCUAAUUGUGCUUAAGUUUAGUCAUUAUAAUAGAUCGUUUCUAUUGAAGGCCGGCGACAUUCGUGCUGUGCUACAUUCUACUUUGUUCUACUGACGUGAGCUUUAUUCGUCACGACUCUCACGUCUUGAAGUUUGCACUUCUCUACAUUUGCCUUCAUGCGCAAAUGUUUAAUAUACUAUAAAUGUUUUCCUAGUUUUGUGAUUUUUUAUGGAAUUUGGUAUGCAAUAAUUGUGUAUUCCAUUAAUUGACUUUCACACUCAAUCUUUACUAAGUCAUUUUAAAUCACGAGAUCAUUUUUCGAUUUUCCGCCUCCUGAGUUUCAUUUGUUUUUGCAAUAAAAUUUUCAUUCAAAACUAACCUUCAAAUGUAAACCUGAAAACUUAUCGUCUCAGUUUCCUGCUGGAAACCAAUAUAAAUUUCACCAUGAUUAUAUCCAGUCAGGGCAGCCAUUUUGUUGAAAAAUUCAAUUUUACUAUUUCAUGACAUAUUGAAAUUUCUAUAUCAUUCUGUGAAUGAGGUGACCAAGAAGAGGUGCGCGUCAUUCUUAA
This is a messenger RNA of Hyalella azteca, 6799 nucleotides long. RefSeq lists its product as uncharacterized. The record is from RefSeq and is a predicted model, not a curated record. Gene Ontology annotation, biological process: organelle organization. Lineage: Eukaryota; Metazoa; Arthropoda; Malacostraca; Amphipoda; Hyalellidae. The coding region runs from base 146 to 5515 and encodes 1789 amino acids. Gene Ontology annotation, cellular component: cytoplasm. The transcript has 24 exons.